Messenger RNA from Chrysemys picta bellii (western painted turtle), 14646 nucleotides. RefSeq names its product myosin phosphatase Rho interacting protein (gene MPRIP). Gene Ontology annotation, molecular function: actin filament binding. NCBI's taxonomy places the organism in Eukaryota, Metazoa, Chordata, Testudines, Emydidae. Gene Ontology annotation, cellular component: actin cytoskeleton. The record is from RefSeq and is a predicted model, not a curated record.
UGUUUUUUUUUUUUUUUGCAACCAUUUGCCUCUUGCACUGGGCCUAGGGAAGCGGCGGUGGGUGCGUGCAGGGGGGGCCCGGCUGCCUGGCCCCCCAGUGAAUACAAUAAACAAUAAUCAUCCUUCCAGGGGGCGAGAGAGGCGUUUCCCUCGGAGCAUGGGCGGACUGAGGCCGGGAGGCGGCGGCGGGGUCGGUGUUGCAAGAAGACCCCUUGGCAGCAGAUGGGAUUGGUGCCUUAUUUGAGGGUCUCCUGGGCAGUCCCGCUCCCCAGUUGUGCUGCUGUCGGGGGGAAGAGGGGGGAGGAAGUUGCAUUGAUUAUUUUUGCCGCUGCUUUGCUCUCCCGGAUUCCCACACACCGAGGCGGUUUUUAAAUCUGGAGGAUUAUGCAUGGAAAAUCGCCCCCUCCCUCUAAGGAACCAACCCGUGCCGACAGCUAGCUCCCCCGGGGCUGGCCUGCAAUUGUGCCUUAACUUGUGCGUGUGUGUGGGGAGGGGAGCGGAGCUGUUUUUCUUGCGUUUGAUUCCCCCCCCCCUCUUUGGUGGGGAAUCAGUGAUCAUCUGGGAUUUCCACCUCCAGCAAGUCAAUCCUGCCCCGACGGCUGGAUUUCCUCCCGCUGCAUGGGGAGAAGCGGCGAGCUGGUGAAGAACUCUCGGGCUUGGUUUUUAUUAUUAUUUGGGGGGCAGUUGCUUUGAGCCCCGGCCCGGCUUGUGUGUGCCUUCUACGCUGCCCCUCCCCCGCUCCCUGCCUUUGGAAAUUGGGAUGCUACCAAGUGAGUUUCAGGCGACGCUGACACUUCGCUCCGUGGGCUCGUGAUCCUGGAAGUGGGUUGAAAAUAUUGCUGCACAACUCACCUUGGAGGAAUUGUCAAUCUCUCUCUCCCCCCCCUUCAAAGAACAGAAGCCUGGGAUCUAGUGUUGUUUCGUUACUAAACAAAAGUGGGGACAACUGCCUGGUAUUUGCAGGGCCACAAAACCAUGUCUGCUAAAGAGAACCCCUGCAGGAAAUUUCAAGCCAACAUUUUUAAUAAAAGCAAAUGUCAAAAUUGCUUUAAGCCUCGGGAAUCCCAUUUGCUCAAUGAUGAAGAUUUAAACCAGGCAAAGCCCAUCUAUGGCGGUUGGCUGCUACUGGCACCAGAAGGGACGGACUUUGACAACCCUGUGCACCGUUCCCGGAAAUGGCAGCGCCGGUUCUUCAUCCUCUACGAACAUGGCCUGCUGCGCUACGCCCUGGACGAGAUGCCCACGACCCUCCCCCAGGGCACCAUCAACAUGAACCAGUGCACGGAUGUUGUGGAUGGGGAGAGCCGGACGGGGCAGAAAUUCUCCCUGUGCAUCCUGACUCCUGAGAAAGAGCACUUCAUCCGAGCUGAGAACAAGGAGAUCAUCAGCGGGUGGCUGGAGAUGUUGAUCGUCUACCCGAGGACAAACAAGCAGAAUCAGAAGAAGAAGAGGAAGGUAGAGCCCCCAACCCCGCAGGAACCUGGCCCCGCUAAGAUGGCUGUGACCAGUAGCAACAUUCCUAAUGCAGAGAAGGUCCCCACUACCAAGUCCACCCUCUGGCAAGAAGAAAUGAGGGGCAAAGAUCAACCAGAUGGGAACAGUAGCAUCAGCCCAGCCCAGAGCCCCAUGCAGAGCCAGGCCAUGCCUGCCAGCUCCUUGAAGGAACCUGUGUUGGAAAGCAAAGAAGAUGAGAGCUCCAUGAAUGGCGACCGGAUAGACUGUGGGCGGAAGGCGCGUGUUGAGAGCGGUUACUUUUCCUUGGAGAAGACCAAGCAAGACUCCAAGUUGGAAGAGCAGCACUUGCCACCUCCACCGUCCCCUCCCAGCCCCAGCACCCCGAACAACAGGUACAGUUACCCCAAAUCACCCUCCCAGGAGCACAGCCACCCCUUUCCUUCCCCAGGUACCAGCUCAAACAACCGAAUGGUUUCCAGCUUCUCACUGAACUCCCUGGAUUCAAAGAGUACUUACCCCACGUACAAGGACUCCAGCAGCAGAGACGGGGGAAGGGGAGCAGAAAGAACGGACCGCUCCCUUUCCUUCAAAGCCAGUCGGCAGUACGCCACCCUGGCCGAUGUUCCCAAGGCCAUUAGGAUCAGUAACCGGGAGGCCUUCCAGGUGGAGAGGAAACGGCUGGAGCAGAGGACCCGGGCCCGCAGCCCUGGAAGGGAAGAGGUGGCCCGGCUCUUUGGCAACGAGAGACGGCGGUCCCAGGUAAUUGAAAAAUUUGAGGCAUUAGAUAUAGAGAAUGCAGAGCAUAUGGAAACCAAUGCGUCCGCAGGCCCCUCCCUUUCCAGCGAGACACGUCAGGGCAGGAGCGAGAAGAGGGUUUUCCCCAGGAAACGGGACUUCACCUCUGAAACUGCAGCAGUAGGAUCCAUCCUGGAAGUCUCAGCUUCCCCUUUGUCUCCACACCGUAGAGCAAAAUCACUGGAUAGAAGGUCCACUGAGUCCUCCAUGACGCCGGACCUGCUGAACUUCAAGAAGGGAUGGCUGACGAAGCAAUACGAGGAUGGGCAGUGGAAGAAACACUGGUUUGUGCUGACGGAUCAGAGCCUGAGAUACUACAGGGAUUCCGUGGCAGAGGAGGCAGCUGAUUUGGAUGGAGAAAUUGAUUUGUCUACAUGCUAUGACGUCACGGAAUAUCCAGUUCAGCGAAACUAUGGCUUCCAGAUCCAUACUAAAGAAGGGGAAUUCACCCUCUCUGCCAUGACCUCUGGGAUUAGACGAAACUGGAUCCAGACGAUCAUGAAGCACGUUCGCCCCACCGCCGCUCCAGAUGUGACCAGCUCCUUGCCAGAAGAGAAAAGCAAAACCAGCUCUUCCUUUGAGACCUGUCCAAAGCCAAGUGAGAAGCAGGACUCGGACCAAGCUGAGAUGGAUCCUGAGCAGAAGCGGAGCCGUGCCCGGGAGCGCAGGCGAGAGGGGCGCUCCAAAACCUUUGACUGGGCUGAGUUCCGCCCCAUUCAGCAAGCCUUGGCGCAGGAGAGAGCCACUGCUGCAGAGCCCUCAAAGAGCAGCUCUACGGCCUUCCCCAGGGAACCCAGCGCUCCGGACGCAGACCCCGGGGAGCUGGAACGGGAGCGUGCUCGGCGGAGAGAGGAGAGGCGCAAGCGCUUUGAGAUGAUCGAUGCUGUUGAUGGGGCAGGCCCAGAGGACGUGUUGAGGAUGGAGGUGGACAGGAUCCCAGGCCUGCCUGUCACAGGGGAGGUGAAGCCACAGAACGUUCAUGUGGAGAUCGAGCAGCGAUGGCACCAGGUGGAGACGACCCCUCUACGGGAGGAGAAGCAAAUCCCCAUCAUGCCCCUGCACGUGGCCCAACCGGAUGACAGAGACGACGGGAUCCACAAGCAGCAGCUAACCUCACUGCUGGAGAAGGAGUUGGAGCAGAGCCAGAAGGAGGCAUCAGACCUCCUCGAGCAGAACCGGGUCCUGCAGGGCCAACUGAAGGUGGCACUGGGCCGGGAGCAGAGUGCCAGGGAAGGCUACGUGUUGCAGACCGAGGUGGCAGCCUCACCAUCGGGUGCCUGGCAGAGGCUCCAUAAAGUCAAUCAAGACCUCCAAAGUGAGCUGGAAGCCCAGUGCCAGCGUCAGGAGCUAAUCAAUCAGCAGAUCCAGUCACUGAAACGUAGCUAUGGUGAGGCAAAGGAUGUGAUCCGGCACCAUGAAGCCGAGAUUCAGAGCCUUCAGGCAAGGCUCAGUAAUGCUGCAGCUGAGCUAUCCAUCAAAGAGCAAACUCUGGCCAAGCUGAAGAGUGACUUAAAGAGUGAGAAGGAGAAAGCCAAAGAGCAGCUGGAGGAGUGGCAGCACAGCGAGACCACUCUGAGCUCCCAGUUAAAAGCCAGUGAGCAAAAGCUAAAGAAUGCAGAGGCAUUGCUGCUGGAAAAGACACAGGAGCUGAGGGAUCUUGAAAUGCAACAGGCAUUGCAAAGGGACCACCAGAAAGAAGUGCAGCGGCUCCAGGACAGGAUUGCAGACCUGAGCAGGCAGCUGAACGCUAGUGAACAGGCUCGGAUCCUAAUGGAGGAGAAGUUGCAGAAGAAUUAUGAGGCUUUGUUGGAAAGCUGUGAGAAGGAAAAGCAGGUUUUAAUACAGAGUCUGAAGGAGGUGGAGGAUAAGGCCAGCGAGUACGAGAACCAGCUUCAAAACAACGAGCAGCAGAUGGAAAUUCUUCAGAAAGAGAAACUGAACGCAAAAUUUGAAGGCAGCGAGAUUGUCCACCAGCUAGAGGAGCAACUGGAGAUGAAGGAGGCCAGCAUCCAGAAGCUUGCUGAGGACAUCAAGGAACUUGAAGGGGAGAGAGAUCAGAUCAAAUGUAGGUUCCAAGAGCUGAUGAAUCAGGUUGAAGAGUCCGAUAAUGAAGUUGCCAAGCUUCAAGCAAAGUUGAAAAUGGAGGAGACCAACUAUGAUCAGCUGGAGCAAUUGUACGAGAAAGUAUCAGAUCAGUUCCAGAGCGUGCAGAAGGUGCUGGAAGAAAAAGAGGAAGAGCUGAGACACGUUAAGGAAACGCACUUGAGAAUUGUUGAAAAGAAAGAUCAAGAUCUCAAUGAGGCUUUGGUUAAAAUGGCAGCUUUGGGCAGCAGUUUAGAGGAAACCGAAGUAAGGCUACAGGCCAAAGAAGAGGUUUUAAAGAAGUUAGCUAAUGUGGACUCAGUACCAUGUGCUAAAGAGAGAGAGGACUUCUGCAUUGAGGCUGAUGAAAGUCACAUUUCAGACAUGCCAGCUCCUGAGGGGCUUACAGGUUUGAAUUAUGCACUAAAGGAGGAGGAUGCUGAACGUCCUGAGACCAGCCAGAGACAGGCUGGUGAGCAUACCGUGUUGAAUGCCGAAGAACUUAGGUCUCUGUUGAAGACUACAGAGCUUCAAGACCGAGAGUUACAGCAGAAAGCCUUAACGAAGCCUGAUAUAGGAACCCUAGGUGCCAAAAGGCAAAGAAUCCGCUUCUCAAACAUCCAGUGUCAAAAAUACAUCCAUUCAGAUGGGUCGGAGAAAAAUUGGACUAGUAGCACGUCUUCAGACACAAGCCAGGACAGAUCACUGUCUGAGGAAAGCAUGUCAUCAGAACCAGUUCUUGGUUACCCAGCCUCAGGAACCAGUGACUCUGAGACUUAUCUCUCAAUCAUCCAUUCCCUGGAAACCAAACUUUACAUCACGGAGGAAAAGCUCAAAGAUGUGUCCAUGAAGCUUGAAAGCCAGCAAGGCCAUAACCAGGAAACCCUGAUAGCCCUCCACCAUCAGUGGGCCAGCACAGAGUCCCAGCUUAGGGAACAGCUCCAAGCUAGCUUAUCCGAAGUUGGUGCUCUGGUUUCACAGCUGGAAAAUGAGAGACAGGAAAAGUUCAGAAUGAUAAAAAAUCAUGUCAAUGAGCUGGGAGACUUCCAAGUGAAAAAUGAUCAAACCCUGAUCUGUUUAGAAAAAUGCAGAGAACAGCUAAGGGCUUUACCCAAAUCUGACAAGGAGAAAGAGAGAGAGUUGUUUCUUACCACUCUGUCCAGCAUGGAAACCACCUUGUCAAAUGCAGUCCAGGUCUUGCAAGGGACACCCAUCUCCUCGGAUUAUCAGCCGAGCGAAAGCUGUGUGGCUCAAACUCCACCUGCAGAAGAGAGUUUGCUGGAGGAACAGAAACUCAUUUCGCAGCAGCAGCAAGUUGAAAUGUCUGAUGGAGACCAGUUAAGAUUGCUUUCUGAGAGGAUAGCAUUUGAAGCCUCCCUGAUCAACCAAAUAGCAGAAUCUUUGAAAAAUGCAAGCUCAGAGAUUUCCCAGAUUCUCAGAGAGAUUCAUGGGACAGCUGAGGUGGUUUUUUUAGAGCCGGCAAAUGUGUCGCACACAGCAAUUGCCUUGGCCAACAUCUUAUCUAAGAAGCUGCUACUGGAAGGUGAAUUUUGGAGCCAGGUGGAAGAAUUGAGAAAGCACUUAGGCACCAGAGAAGAGGCGGUAGAAAGCAAAACAGAAGCAGUUAGUUUUAGUUUUCCCCAAUGCCUUGUCCAAACAGUAGCUGAUGCUACGUUGAUCAGGGCAGAACUUGGUUUUGUUGCACAGAAGAUGCGAGAGUCUUUUCAUCAGAGGUUAAAAACAAUUGAAGAAGACCUCCACAAUACCAAAACAGCUCUCCAGCAACAUAAAUGCAUGUUGGAGGAAAUCAUCAAAGCAUACAGGACCUCUGAAUUUGACAGGGUUAUGCAUCAAAUUUCUGAAGCACUUGAAAUCCAAAAGGAUGCUUCAGAAAGAACCCAAACCUCUUGGGAUAGGAGCCACCUCAAGGUGAUGCCAUGUCAAGAUUCAGCCAAGAUGAUGCAGGCCCAUGGUUUGCCAGACCACAGUAGUGAAGCUCUUGUUGCCAUUCAAGAAGACCUUGCCCAACAACUAAAAGAAAAAGCAAAUGUUCUUAAAGAAAUAUCUGUUGCCUUACUAUCCUUGUCCCCUGAGGAAGCCAUACGCGAUUGCCAGAAGCUCCUAAAAAUUUCUCAAAGUCUUUCAUAUCAUACAUGCAUGGGAGAUCUUGAGCGCUAUUCAUCAUUGUUAGUUCAAGAUGCAAUUAUCCAGGCUCAGGUUUGUUAUGGGGCUUUCAAAGUUAGACUCGAGUAUGAAAGGGAGCUAAAGUUUUACAAAGAGUCUUUGCAAAACAUGGAUGCUCUGUGUCAAGAGCGCGUAAAGACCGUGUCCGCCCUUCGUGAGGAGUAUGAAGACUUGCUUCGAAAGCAGCAGAGUGAAUAUGCCGAGAUGAUCGCCAUCAUUGAAAGAGAGAAUGUAGACCUUAAGGCAAAAGUCUCUCAGCUGGACAAUCAGCGGAGGCUCUUGGAAGAAGAAGAGCACAAACACAGCAAAAACUUACGCGAGUUACAAGGCAGGUAUGAGGAGGAGAUGCAAAAUGUGAUUGAGCAGUUGAAUAGGACAGAGGACACUCUGAAGGCAGAGAGAACAGAGGGCCUAAAUCAACUUGAUGCCAUCGUCCGAGAUAAGCAAAACAUGGAGACGUAUCACCUUGAGCAAAUGCAAAUGUUGGAGGAAAAGUUCCAGGCCAAGAUAAAGGAACUACAAACCAUCCACAAUGAGGAACUGCAUACUUUGCAGGAGCAUUACAACCAGAACCUGCAGUGCUUACAGGAAACACUAGACAAUUACCAGAGGCAGCACCCAGAAGCCUUGCCUUCUGAAGGGUCUGAAACCAGUGACGGGAAUGAGUGGGCAACAGAUCAGCCCGAGGGUGGGAUGCAGGUCUCCGAGAGCGAGUUAAACUCCAUGCACGGUUUGAGAGAGCGCAUUCAAGAGCUGGAGGCCCAGAUGAAUGCCAUGAGGGACGAGCUGGAGAACAAGCACGUGGAGGGGAAUGCUUCAGCACUGAGGGAAAAAUACCAGAAAGACUUUGAGAACCUGAAGGCGACAUGUGAACGUGGGUUUGCGGCCAUGGAAGAGACGCAUCAGAAGAAGAUUGAGGAUCUGCAGAGGCAGCACCAGCGGGAACUGGAGAAACUGCGGGAGGAGAAAGAUCGCCUGCUAGCGGAAGAAACAGCCGCUACCAUCUCGGCCAUCGAAGCCAUGAAGAACGCCCACCGCGAGGAGCUGGAGAGGGAGCUGGAGAAGACCCAGCGCUCCCAGAUCAGCAGUGUCAACUCGGAUAUUGAGGCCCUCAGGAAGCAGUACUUGGAGGAGCUGCAGUCGGUCCAGCGGGAACUGGAAGUCCUUUCGGAGCAGUACUCCCAGAAGUGCUUGGAGAACGCUCAUUUGGCCCAGGCCCUGGAGGCUGAGAGGCAGGCCCUCCGCCAGUGCCAGCGAGAGAACCAGGAGCUCAAUGCACACAAUCAGGAGCUGAAUAACCGCCUGGCUGUGGAGAUCACACGGUUACGGACCGGGGAGGGAGGGGGAGAGGCUGCUGGCUCGCCUCUCACGCAGGGCAAGGAUGCCUAUGAGUUAGAGGUCCUAUUACGGGUCAAGGAAUCAGAAAUCCAGUACCUGAAGCAGGAGAUCAGCUCCCUCAAGGAUGAGUUGCAGACGGCACUGCGGGAUAAGAAAUACGCCAGUGACAAGUACAAAGACAUCUACACGGAGCUGAGCAUCGUGAAGGCCAAGGCAGACUGCGACAUCAGCAGGUUGAAAGAGCAGCUGAAGGCAGCCACAGAAGCGCUGGGCGAGAAAUCCCCUGAGAAUACCACUGUGUCGGGAUACGAUAUCAUGAAAUCAAAAAGCAACCCUGACUUCUUGAAGAAAGACAGAUCCAGUGUUAGCCGGCAACUAAGGAAUAUCAGGUCAAAGAGUCUGAAGGAAGGCCUGACCGUGCAAGAACGCUUGAAGCUCUUUGAAUCCAGGGACUUGAAGAAAGACUAGUUCUCCCCCUUCAGCUUGAACACCUCCCAGCUUGCGAUCGCACGGCACGAGCACCGCGUGUUCCUAGUUCCUUAUGAUCCUCUGUGCUGUUGUUCGUCUCGAUGCUCCCGAUCGGACUGAGUGCGGCUGGCGGUUCUUCCCGCCCCUGGCACCUUGACUCCACAGCUCCUUUCCCCGCAUCGCGAGAUGCUUCAGAGACUCCGCGAGGGAGAGGAGGGGAUGGAGUUCUGCCCCCUUUGGCUCCUUCCUUCACUGUAAACCAUUACACUAAGUGUCAGUAUUAAGGCUCAGCAGCCUAUCGAUAAGCUAGCUCUGUCAUACCGACUGCUUUGGUUUAGAAUGGCCUGGCUGGCAUAGGCCAGACCCAGCGCUACAGCUGUUUGAGUGACCCCGGUGCUCAGUCACACACCGUGAGCCCGUCCUCUGAGCUUGCGUUCCUUGCACCUCCGGGGAAAAGCCUGUGGUCAAAACGUCAGGAAAGGCAGGUCCGUUUGUGUCGGAAGCAGCCCCAUCCAUCAGGUGUGUGCUUGGGUCACAGCACCAACAGCCCGCCAGCUGCCGGAGAAAAAUGAGGGGAGUCUGCUGGGAGGGUGGCCAGGGUUUGGGCUCCGUUCUCCCAACCCACAGCCCCAGCAGGUCUCGGCCUUGGCUUGUUUUCAGGCUGUUACAGCCAGAGCGUUACAGAUGUUAGUUAAACGCAGAUUUCAACAAAACCUGCCCCGAAGGCCCAUCUCCUCUCUUCCUAUCAUGCCCGUGCCCUGAGUAAUGUGCUUCCAGGGACCGAGCUGCAGGGCCUGUCUACCCAAAUCCAUCCCAGCUACAGCCAGCCCCCUCCAGCCACUCUCCCCUUCUUCCCAUCAACCACUGGGUGUGAGAGCUUCCCUGCCCCGUUCUGAGGGGGGAAGACAGAGCCCACGCUGGCUGCGAACACACACAGCUCAGUCCAAAGGCAGCUCCCUGAUUUCAGCUCCUCUCACCAGCCAACAGCUCCGGUUUUAAUACUUUUAUCUAUGGCUACAUUUUACUUUUCAAAGCUCUUCUCCAAAGUACGAGUCUCAGAACUCGCCUGUUCUCCAGACCACCCAUAUUGCAGCUUCCCAGGACAGCUUCCUGCCUGCUCCCAGCUCCUGAAUGAGGAUCACUCUUAAAAGUCCAUUUAGCAACACUGCGCAGCAUGAGACCACUGGAGUGAAGUAAAAGUGAGUGAGGGAAUUGCGGGAAUCCAGCGGUGGAGGUGCAGCAUUAAACCAGUGUAGCUUGGCAAAGGCGGGGGGGAGAGAGUAUCUCUCGUCCUGUAGGUCCUCGCUCAUCUCCGCAGUGGCUACGGCCGUGCUAGCAACAGCAAGCACAUACUUUCUCCCCUGUACGCCUCCUUGCUUCUGUACCCUGCAUCACUGAUUGACAAGACAACUCCUGCCUCAACUCUGAGACUAGGGCCUGUUCCAACACGAGCAGUUUCUAACUGAGCUUGGCUAUCUAGUGUGGACAGGCCUAAAUCACAUUGGACUGUGCCCUUGACUCUGUAGGGAGCCAGGCUACUGCCUCUCUCAAAUUGUGUCUAAACAUGGCUCCUCGCUAGCUGUGCUUGUUUGGCCAGCUUGGUUAAGGGGUAGUGCCCCUCAUGAGCGCUGCCCAGCACUCUGAUGCCCUUUGCCCCAGGAAUGCUCAGUGUAGUCUGGAAGGCUUGUGCAGAGUGGCGGCCAUGCCUGACCCUGGUAGCAUGCCAGGCCAAUGGGGGAGUUUCUAGUCUGCUUUGACAAUGGUUGGACAAUCCACCUGACUUUCCUUUGUGACUGUGGAACCACUGGCUAAAGCAGGUUUGAAACUCAUUUCUGGUCUCUCCCGUCGGCCACCCAUGUUGCCUCGGUCCCCAAGGAUCUCCCGCCUUGCCAAGAUGGCUGCCGCCAGCUUGGGACUUGGUGAUUCUCGACAGGCCUCUUAGCUCUGCCUUCCUGGUGAGAGGAGCUGCUUGUGUCCCCCACAGAUACCCAAAAAGCACAUUUUCUCAGCUUAGUUGGUGGCUGGGGGCUGUUUAAAUAAGUCCCAUCACCUCCCCAACCCUGCUCUCAAAUUUCACCCAGAGCCGCAUUGCUGAAACCCCUCACACUAGUGACUGUAUUGGUGAUGCUAAGUAAUGGGUCCCCCCAACCUCCAGUGGCCAUGGCGGUGGUCUGCCUUCCAGCCGAGGAGGCCUAAAUGUGACUCCCUCCCUCAGUGUUCUUUAAUCAGCCAGAGGGGACGCUGUUUAGUCAGAGGAAGCAUUCCCUCCCUGCCCCAAAUUCUGACCCACUCUGCAGGGCCUGAGCAUGUUACUGGUAGAUUCUGCUCAUUCUGUUCUUGGAAGAUGUCAAAGCUCUCUGCCUGAUUCAGCUUCCGCUUAUCCCUGUAGCUCCAUUGGCUUCAAUGUGGUUCCUCAUUCUCACCACCAUGAGAUCAAAACCAGGCCCAGGAUGAACACUUGAGGGCCAAACUCUGAUGGAGCUGGGGAAGGGGUGACUUCAGUGGGAGCUACAAGCAGCCAAGGGCAAUGUGGUCUUUGGGCUGAACUCUGGAGCCCCACAAGCUCUGAGGGGACAUGUCUCGCAGGCCAGUGGGGAUGUUGGUGCUGUGACACAGGUUGCAUCUGGCUCUAGAUACUGCCAGGGGAGGGGUUGCUCACCUGCUGUGUUCCCUAUACCAUGGGGCCCUCCACAUGCAGACCCAGCUUGCUCCGUCCUUGACCUUUCCUGGUCUUCUCACAUCAGCAACCACCAGAAGAGAACAUCCCUUUGUUCUUAUGCUCCAUCCCCGCCUGGUUGGGGGUGGAGGGUGUCUUCCCUCUGCUAGCUUUCCAACCCUGAAUUCUCCGUUCAGAUGGUGGAGCCUAUGGGACACAGGCAUGGGUAGCAUGAAGUCCUUCAGCGUUGGGAUUUCUCCUCCCUCACCUCACAAGAGUCCACUUGAAUGUGACAUUUCCAAGGAGGACACACCCCAGCCUGUGCUCCCUUGGAGUCUGGUGAGGGCUUCUUACUCCUAAAUCACCUGAGCAAGGUGUGUUCUGUUCUCCUGUUGGAAAAGCCACUUCUCUCUCUCUCUCUCUCCCUUCGGCCAUCUGGGCUCCGAGCUUCUUGCUACCCAACGAGCUAAUUGCUGCUGCUUUGUUCGCUUCUUUGGGUUAUGAUCAGUUACUUUAAGGGUGAGAAGUGAAGGUCACACACCUUUUCUCCAUUUCGAGUUGUAUGCCAGGGAGAUGGAGGCUACAGGAUGGUGCUGUAGAUACCCAUGGCCUGAUGCCCUUUGUGGUACAGUUUCAUUGAACUGAGCCUCAAAGAGAUCCUGAGAGUGAUGCUCCCAGGGGGUUGAAGCCACCUUUUUUCUGCUGUGCACUUCCCCAAUCCAGCCACUCUUCUCUUGAGGCUCAGUCUCUCUCUGCUUGGACCAGGAACUCUCAGUGAGUUAUUGGGAUCUUUUUUUUUUUAACCUCUGCAUCUAUCCAGAUCCUGAUUUCAUAAUGGUAGAGGAGGAAGUGUAACCACACAGAUGUAGAUAUCAUUAGGAUGAUGCUGUGCGGAGCUGGCUUGGAGGAAGGGUUGCAGCAUGCUGAUGGACAGCUUGGUGGUGUUUUUGGCCAUGCAUAUGGCGGAGGUGGAGAGGGAAAACUGUGGUUGAAGUGGGGCCUGUCUUUUCCAUCUUUUGACCCAGAUGGUGUACAUGGGUGAGGACAUGGGGAAAGGCACUGUGGUAUGUUUUCAAAGUGGAAGCACUUAGAUAGUAGCUAGUAUAAAAGGAGAGCAGGGAGAGAAGCGUGUAAACCAGUGGAAUAGCAAGCCACGUAAUAAGAGGUGGUAUUGAAGAAAUGGUAGAUCCAGUGGGUUGGUCUGAACAGCUUUCUGCUUGUGCUCUAGUCCCAUAAUUAUCCUGUACAGGGUCCCAAGGACUGAGGCAGAGAAGAAAACUGCUUAGAGGAAGAGAAUCUUUUAUUUGAUGGGUUUCUUAGCCCAUUAUCCUUUCUCAUGUGCACAUACCCCAAGCGAAAGACUGUAAUUAGGGAAGCUUUGAAUAGCCCAUGUCAAUUUCUUCUCUUGAGGAGAUGUGCAUAGUCCUAUGAAAGUCCUGGGACCUGACUAUGAUGGAUGAGACACUGCCAGUAACAGACUUAGGCAAGAUGUUUGUUCAAGCUAGCUGGUAUUUUUUCUUUAAGGCUGGUAUAUCUUUAUUUCCUACCUUACUGCAAACUCGUCAUCCUGUGACCUCCAUCUUCCUGGGUCAGUGGAUCAGCUUAAAAGGAUUUGCUUCAAGGUGUGCCAGGACUAAUGGAUCAGCAGAAUCUGAACUUGUGGGAACGGAUCUGUCAGUGAAGGUUUGUGACAGGGGAUCUUCGGAUGAUGCAUCUUGGCCCACUUUUCUGGACCUACAUACUGCCCUUAAAAGCUAACUAGACAUGCAGUUUCACUGGGAUGAAAUGGAGCCACAGAUACCAGCUGUAGCCAAAACAAAAAUCCAGUGUUACAAGAAAUGAGCUCCUCUGGGGAGGACAUAAACACCGUGCAUGGAGGGGUGAUUGGGACCACCCUUUGGUGUAUAUUUUUAAAACUUCUAAGAACCUCUAACAGGCCAAAUAAGUGUUUGUUUUGCUGAACUUGUUCUAAAAUAUUAUUUAACACCUAAACAAAGGGUCUCGUACAAACAUUUGUUAUAUACUGACCCUUGUAAGAGCAGGUGCGUUCUGAAGCAGACACAUCUCCAAAGAGGGACUGAAGCUUUGUUUUUAAUGUUUUUCUGCUGUGCACAAGGUAUGCGCUCUAAAGUCAGUUGUUCAAGGGGGCAGAAGAGCAGCUGGCUCUGUGCCCAUCUGUGCAGCUUCUCCAUCCCAUCAGACUGCUGCGCUCCCAACUGGAAUAAACAUUGCAAUAACUGAGACUUCCAGAGGUCAAGAACAAAAAAGCUGUGGCGCAAGCACGCACUUCUGUUCUCUCUGAUGUGCUGGCAGAGGCCUCAUUGCCGUUUUGAUGGGCACCUACCUGAGCUGGGAGGAGCCGUCGUCGAAGUAUUAGGCAGUGUGUUCACCUCUACUCCACCCCCAGUAAACACAGAGAUCUACCACAGGUAAAAAAAAGUCUUAGCUGAGUGCAAGGUUCUGUGGUUCACCCCAGUUCUGCCUUCUGCUUCAGGCUUCAUCUUUCUCCAUGAGGCUAGAAAUCCGUGUUUCUCAGAUUGAACUGAGGAGGAGGGUGCCCCUUUGCCCAAGACACUUUCUGAUUCCAUCUGCAUCUUCCUGUGUGUGUGUAUGUGAGAGAGAGAGAGAGAGAGACAGCAGAGGAUUUUCCAAUUCACUUUUCCUCCGGCUGUGUUCCAGGCACCCUUCAUACACGACAGGGCAAAUUGGCAUGGUAGCUGUCUCGCUUGCAGUGCUCCUGAAGGGAACAGUAUAUACAGUGUGUGAAUACAUAUAUAUUGCAAGCAGCUGCAUUUUAUAAAGUCCUACACUAUGAAAAGUACGAGAAUGUGAGGUCUAAUAAAACCAAGUUCAAAAUAGCCGUAGAAACGUAUAAACUUUCUAAUUGCUUCCAAAGUUUUGUCUUUUGUGGAGAAUUUUUCAGCCAUUUUUUUUCUUUCUGGAAACAAUUAGAUUUAAGUCCUUUUUAACUGUGAUUUCCCCCCCCCCUAUCCAUCUAAGAGAGGGAGCAAUUUUUUUUUCCCAUUUGCUUCAAAAGCAGAAUUUGUGCUGAUGUGCAAAACACAACAAGGCUAUUUUUCUGUAACCGGUUGAAUGGAGUGCAUUUAAGCAGUCCUAAGCAUUGUAAAAUGUGUCACUUUUGUAACAACUAUAUACUUGAUUGGAAUUCCACUAGACCUUUGCAUUUUUGUGGUUCAUAUACAGUACUUAGUUUGUUGUGAACACUUAAGCACAUGCACGCUCAGUGUAGCUUGCCUUUACUUUGUAAUUUUUUCCAUUUUUUAAAAAAAAAAGCUUUGUUAUUCUCUUUAAAAUAAUUUAAAACCUGUAUAGUAUUCAAAGCACGCAAUGUAAAUAUUUAUUACUCAGAAGUUAGCGGAGGGUUUUUGUGUGUGUGUGACUAAGUUCUGUUUUUUGGGGUUUUUUGUUUUUUUUUAAUCUUGUUCUAAUACAGAUGUCCCUUUUGGGAUUGGAAGAGAUUUGAGUGUAAGAUGCUGAACCUACCCUGUGUCCUCUUAUUAGAAUGUUUUUUGAUGACUGUUAUAAAUAUCUUUUAAAAUUCUCUGACCUGUACCUUUAGCUUUGAAGAUACCUGUCCAAAGAAUGUGUCCAGUCUGUUUGAGAACUGUUAAUCCUAAAGCGCUAUAAAUUGUUUUUUCCAUUGAGAA